UUAUUCUUUUUGUAGUAAUAAUUAUAAGCAUUUGAUAAUUAAGCUUUUUUUUAAUUAAUGUUGUAUUCGAUUGAAUAAUAAAUUAGAAGUUUUUUUUUUUAUAGAAAUACGAUAUUUUAUAUCGCGUAUAAUUUUUAAAAAUGUUAUUCUGCUAAAUAUGUAAAUCCAAACACCAUUAAUUGCUUAGAGAUGCGUUUGCGUAAAAUCAAUUUUAUGGAAGGAAAUAUCCUUCACGUAACUGUACGUAAACCACGAUUCUUUAAAUAUACAGUAACAUAAAAUAAUUUCUAUUUCCAUUAUGUUAAAUUUAUCAAAUUAAAUAACAAAAAUGGAUAAGAAUUGGGUAAUAAAUCAAAUGGAUAAUAAGGAAUUAAAACUUGUUCAUCAGUUCCUUAUAGAUCAUAAUUUCGAUAAUACUGCCGGUGCAUUAAUGGUAGAAGCAACAAUAAAAGGUUUUAAAUAUUUUAAAAAAGAUUUACAAUCCGAGAGCGAGAUUUAUGAAAAUUUGUGUAAAGAAUUGAUGAUAAAUUACAAAACAGGAAAUUUGAAGACAUUCUUUAAAUUAUGGAACAUAAUAGUACCUAAAGAUGCAAAACAAACAAAAGCUUAUAAAAUUUUAAUGUUACAUAUAUAUGUAUAUUUUGCAAUAUUACCUAAACAUAUAUUAAAAUCACAAUGGCAUAAAGAAAAUGAUAAAAUACAAAUAAAUAUAAAUAAUUCUAUGACAUCACUUAAUCCACAAGACUUUGAAUAUGAAGAGAAUUUUAUGACUGAAGUUGAAAAGAAUAUGAAUGAUAGUAUGGAAGAAUUACGCAAAUUUCUGAAUACAAUAGGUAAAGAAUUAGAAAACAUUACAGAAUUAAGACCUUAUUUUGCAUUACCUUUUAUGGAGGACCCAUAUGUAGAACCAUUUCUUUCUAAAAUAUUUGAAAAAAGUUGGUCAGACAAAUUGACAGAACAUUUACAGCUUUUCCUCGAAAAGUGCAAACAACAAUUUUUUAGUGAUCAAAAAUAUAGUGAAAAUUCCAACAAAUUUUCUUCAAAUUCAAUAUCUCUAAUAGAAGAUUCCAAAAAAGAUAUAACUACAAAAAAAACAAUUAGAAAUAUUAAUGUACCAAUCAUACCAAAUGAUAGAAAUAUUCCGAUAUUUCUAGAAGAUAAUAAAGUUGAAGAUCAAUGCAAUUUAUAUGAUAAUAUAAAAUUUAAUCAAAAGUCAAAAAGUAUACAGACUGUAUCAAUAAACUCUGAAGAAGAAAUUUAUUCAUCACAUUUUACAAAAAAAAAUAAAAAAUUAGUAGAGUGCACUCAAGAAUUGGCUAUAGCAAAAUCUCAAUUAUCUAAUGUUCAUUGUAAUUAUGAAAAAUUAAAAGUAAGAUUCCAUAAACUCCAUACUGAUUAUCAUAAAUUGAUGAGUAUUGCAAGAGUAUUAACAACAGCUUUAGAAGAUUCAGUAAAAGGAAUAGCAAUUGAUUUUCAAAUUAUGCUAGAAACUUGUAUAAAAAUUUUUCCAGAUUUGUUUAAUCAAAAUAUAAAAGACAGUUCACAUUGUUCCUCGGAAUUUUUAUUAGAUAAAUCAUCUAAUUCGGAAAUGAAACUUAUUGAAUAUUCAAAUUCGUACAAUAUGUUCAUUCCUCCAAAAUUAUUAGAUUUCAAAAAAAUUAAGUUACAUUUAAUUAAUGGAAGCAUCAAAACAAAAUUAUUUCUUUUGCAAGCAUUACGAAGGAAAAUAACAUUUAGUCAACCUGGAGAAAGAGAUGAAACGAUGCACGAAUAUAUAAGUAAAGAUUUAUUAGGACUUCAUAGUCAAAUCGCUAGUUACAAAGGCAAAUCCAUUCUGCCAUAUUUAUUAACUCCACAAAACGUUAUUAUACCACAUCCUCUACAGCAAUCAAUUACAAGAUUAUUGAACGCUUUAGCAUCGUUCAGAUGCGGCAGAGAUUAUUUAUCAUUUGAUUCUACUGUUGUUGAUAUGAUAUUUAAGUGUUUAAAUAGUAUUUCUGAUAAUAACAUAGAUACAAUAACUUGUAAUAUGAUAAUUGCAAUGCUACAAAAAUUAUCCUUACGCAAACAACAAAGAAUUUAUAUGAUAGAAAAUGGAUUAGUGGAAUGGUUGAUCCAUCAUUUACGUGAUCAAUGUCGUAUUAUGGAUUCCUAUCGAUUAGAAUACGCUACAGCUCUUUUGAUGAAUUUAUCCUUACAUCAAGCUGCUCAAGAAAGAGCAUCAGCUAUGGCAUCUCUACUUAUUUCAACUUUAAUUGAUUUGCUUUUAAUGGAUUAUGUAUCGACAUUACCAUAUAUUAAUGGAGCGUUAAAUAAUUUUUUAACGAAUUAUGUAAUUAAUGAAGAAGCAAAAAAACUCAAAUUUUCAUCUGUAAUAGAACAAUUCAGUAAAUAUAAAACUGGUGAAAUAAGGAAACAUUUGGAUUACAUUCUGAAAAUACAUAGAGGUGAAAUUACUAUUAAAAUGGAAGAUGAAGAAAUAGUAGAUAAUGAUAAUGAAGAAAUUGAUGUAUUGGAAAAUCAAUUGGAAGAAAACGAUCCAGUAAAAAAUAAUUAUGGAGAAUUAUGUGGAGAAUCAUUAUUAGAAUCGUGUUAUACAGUUUUACCAAAAAUAAUUAAAAAACCGGAAAUAAUUUCCAGUGCGCUAUCAUUUUUGCAAUUCCAAGCAGAAACAAUAGAAUCUGCUGUGCAUAAUAAUCAAAUUAAAAAUUUAUGUUCUGAACAUGAAGAAAUUUUACAAAGAAAAUUGUUAAACGAAAAGUAUGAUGAGAAAAAUAAAAAUAAUAUUAUAGUACUACAGAAUUUUAAAAAAACAAAAUCACAUUCAAAAUUGCAUUCUCAUGUAAUUGAAAUAAAUUCUUCCCCUGUUGAGGAUCUGCAAAUUUAUAAACAACAAGUAACAAAUGAAAAAUGGAAUUCAAAUACUGAUAAAAUGUUUUUAAAAGAGAUUCAUGACGAAAGUGCUUUAUAUCUCUAUGAAAAUCAUACUUCAAAGGAAAGCAGUAAAACAACCAUUGCAUCUUCAAUGCUUUUGGGAAUUGAAAGUGAAGUUGAAACAACAGUAAUGGAGAAACUCAGCAGUAUAGCAUCACUGAAUCCAGAAAAUAGCAUCAAAGUUACAGAUAAUAAAGUUUCAUGGACACAAGAGAAAGAACUUGAUGAGGAAGAAAUAUUUUUAGCUAAACCAAAAGUUACUCGAACUUCGACAUAAUUAAAAUUAAAUAUUAAAAAUGUAAUAAAGAAAAAAAGAAUGAAUGUAUUCAUAUCAAUAAUUUUAUUUUAAACAACAAAUAACGUUUAAUUAAUAUUAAAUAUUUCAUAUAA
Apis laboriosa (Himalayan honeybee) is the source of this 3324-nucleotide messenger RNA. Its product is annotated as lisH domain-containing protein ARMC9-like. Gene Ontology annotation, cellular component: ciliary basal body; ciliary tip; centriole. The transcript has 18 exons. Gene Ontology annotation, biological process: cilium assembly. The record is from RefSeq and is a predicted model, not a curated record. NCBI's taxonomy places the organism in Eukaryota, Metazoa, Arthropoda, Insecta, Hymenoptera, Apidae. The coding region runs from base 329 to 3211 and encodes 960 amino acids.